GGUCAUCACGUAAAUGAGUACUGAAGAUAUGGAUCCCAAUACUUUGCGGAGAAAUGAAUCAAGUAGUAAAUGACGACAUUAUCUUACAUCCUGAUAACUCAUAUCAUGCAAAUUUGCCGCAGUGUGCUUUAAAGACAUGCCGUACAUUACCGCCAAUCGCCAUUGACUUAUUCUUUGGAGGCUCGUUUGAAGAACCGAUGACAUUGGGGCGUAAAAUAUGCCUAUCACGCCGCAAAGGAUUCGAAACAUUACGCUGACUGGUUCAAUUGACGUCAGUGGUUACACAAGAAAAGCGAUCGCUUAUGUAAUUGGAACAUUUACUUGUUUCGACAGGGCAGCUACAUACUCUGGCACAUUUGUUUCGAAGGUACUCGCAGCACAUUAAAGACAAGCAAAACUUUAAGUAGUUUGCACUUUACACUAUUGCCUCCCCACUCUCUUCCAAACUAUCAGGCCAGUUCCACCUGCUUAUUUAACAAGUUCAGUAGCAGAGACUAAUCCAGAGCUCAAACGAUCACCUUUGCCGCUGUUCAAGUAAGCCCUAACUCGUCAUGUCUGAUAAGCCGGACCUUUCAUUGCCAUCAAGGGCGCCGUCCAUGGCACCUUAUCUUGAACACACCCUUAACUUACCCCCAACGGCUCUGUAUACUCUCGUCGAUUUGACCGAUGCAGAACUUGAAGACUGCCAACGCGAGUGCGAGAGUGAAUGCGUCAAAGAUGAGAGCUAUCGGGGUACUUGUGUUCGUCUCGCUCCACAACCGCGAUUCAUCGGCCAGCCGUUGCGUGCUGUAUUUGAUUAUCAAAUCGAUUUGGCAGCGCAAAACAUCUUCGAGCCUUUUUACUUCAUCGCCGUUGUGGAGAAAGAUUGGAAAACUAAAGGUGUCGUACUAGUCACACUGAACAAGUUGGAUGCCGAAGACUCCAAUUGUGAUGUUGAUUCAUUUCGCACUAAAGCUACUGAUUCCGGAUUAAAUGUUGCAAACUUACAAAUUGCGAACAUGGGUUGGGACGAAUUGAAAGAUUUUACUGCGCUUCAUUUCGACGAAGGAGAUGAUGGAGGCGAUAAAAUUGACAAAAAUAAGAACGACGAUGAUGUUGAUAACGAUGACGGUCCACCACCACCAAUCAAAAAUAUCCCUCUGGGCUACUACAUUCCCAUUUAUAUUCACUCAAGUUUACUCGAAGAAGAUGUUGUUGCCAAGCUGGAACCAGGGUUCAAACAUAAGUCACCCGAGGACUUGGCCUGCCGCGUUCAAGCCAAACUCACACCUUCAUCCUCCUCACCCAGCCCAACAUCUACUCAGGACCUCAUCCAGCAAGCCGCUACUAUUCAUCCUCAGCGCUGCUCGAAGAACAGAUGGCUGCACAAAACUCACAUCCUGGUCAUCGACACUGCCAACCCUGACGAAAACGGCAUGCUGAUGGUUAAAUUACCGUCGUGGGAUAAAAGUCACUCAGAAACGACUGGCAACAUAGACUUGCGCAGCAUCGGGAAGGAGAUCGUCGUUACAACCCCUCCGCACAUCCGCAUUCCUUAUUCCUGUCACGAUGGUCUUCAGACACGUCUCCUAAUCUUGGCUAAUGGUGAUGCUGAUUGGCCAUUGGAAAGUGUGCGCGAGCAGCCAGUCUUUAUCGUCUUCCAGUAUAGCACACAUGGAAAAGAGCUUGGUUUCUGUGCCGACUCGAUUGAUUCUGAGGCAGCCAAAAGGAACCCUGGAGAGGAGAGAUUGAUUUAUGCGCCUCAAGUGAUCAAGCGACCAGGUCAUGGUCUGGAGCAGAUCAAAUGGAGUUAUGAUGAGGCUGUGAAACGAUUUCCUUGGUUCUGUCGUGAAAAACGUUUUAAUGAGGGUCUUGACAAGACAUUUUUCAUCUGUAUAGACGGCGAUGACGUCGCUAAGACGGGGUUAUUGCUUGCCCGAAGAAAAUGGGAUGGAAAUUUAUGGAACCGAACUCGAGAUGAACUACUCGAUUUGCCCAUCGAUGAUGUCAAGAAUGUGAGAGUUCCAGUCAAAGAGGCACUUGCUAUCCUGGAGAAAGGGAGAAUGGGUGAAACAGAUGGGAUGAGUGAUAGCUUGAAGGAAUUUUUUUUGUAAACGCUUCCAAGUGAGCAUCAAUACACUUGAAACGAUAUUGAAUAAGUAAUUUGAUAAGACGAUGGGGCCACA
Molecule: messenger RNA, 2165 nt
Organism: Botrytis cinerea B05.10
Lineage: Eukaryota; Fungi; Ascomycota; Leotiomycetes; Helotiales; Sclerotiniaceae
Exons: 1
Coding region: 552-2093 (513 amino acids)
Source: RefSeq, a predicted model, not a curated record